AACAACACCUUAAAAAAGCAUGAGAUUAUGGCGGGAACAAGAAGGGAGGGAUAUAGAUUCUAUUGUAGAGCAGGUAGAGAGUGAAGACCUCUUCUGUUAAGCUUGCAUAGAGACCAUUGAUAUGGCAUCUGAAGGUCAAAUUCCAGAAUGGGCUUCAACGCCUUGCAUAAUGGGAAUCGACGAAGCUGGUCGCGGCCCUGUUUUAGGGCCGAUGGUCUAUGGAUGCUUGUAUUGUCCGCUUUCAUACAAGAAAACUCUUUCCACCUUGGAAUUUGCAGAUUCAAAGACUUUGAAAGAAGAGAAAAGAGAGGAGUUAUUUGGAAGUUUGAAGUCUGAUGAAACAAUUGGUUGGGCUGUUGAUGUCAUAGAUCCUAGGGAGCUCUCAGCUAAAAUGUUGCAGAAAAAUAAGAUCAACUUGAACGAGAUAUCACAUGAGUCUGCCAUGGGCCUUGUCAAGAGGGUGCUGGACGUGGGGUAUCUUCUAACUGAGGUUUAUGUUGAUACGGUAGGAGAUCCCGAUAAGUACAGAAUUAAGCUCUCAGAGAGAUUCCCGUCUAUUCAGUUUGUGGUUGCGAAGAAAGCUGAUAGUCUAUAUCCAGUUGUUAGUGGAGCAAGUAUAGUCGCUAAGGUCACAAGGGACCGAGCAUUGCAAAAUUGGAACUUUGAUGAAACUGCCGAAAACAUGCAUAGAAACUUUGGAUCUGGAUAUCCUGGAGAUCCCAGCACUAAGGAUUGGUUAGAUCAUCACAAACAUUUGGUAUUUGGCUUCCCGUCAUUGGUUCGCUUCAGUUGGGGCACAUGUAAAUUUUACUUCAAAGAUGGUGUUGAAGUGUUAUGGGAAGCAGAUGAAGCCGAUGAAGAUCAGUCCUCUGGUAAGACAGGCAAGCGGCAGUUGAAGCUGAGCAAUCUAGGUUUCACAGGGGGAAAGAGGAAAACUGAAGAUAUUGAAUCUAGUGGAAAAGGUCGAUGCAAGUUUUUUCAAUCGCGUAAACUUGAGCAGCUUUCACGUUUCUAACAACAAAGCUUUAGGUAUUGUUUUCUAUUUAUCAUGUUAACUUGAACUUUCUGUGUAUGAAUCAAGAUCGAUGAACACGUAAAAGAAUCGAGAACAUAAUAGGAUUAUUUAGCAAUCUGUUACUGAAAUUUUCACCUGCUUCCAGAUUUUGGUUGGUUC
Cynara cardunculus var. scolymus (artichoke) is the source of this 1174-nucleotide messenger RNA. Its product is annotated as ribonuclease H2 subunit A. The record is from RefSeq and is a predicted model, not a curated record. NCBI's taxonomy places the organism in Eukaryota, Viridiplantae, Streptophyta, Magnoliopsida, Asterales, Asteraceae. Gene Ontology annotation, biological process: mismatch repair; DNA replication, removal of RNA primer. Gene Ontology annotation, molecular function: RNA-DNA hybrid ribonuclease activity; RNA binding. Gene Ontology annotation, cellular component: ribonuclease H2 complex. The transcript has 8 exons. The coding region runs from base 122 to 1015 and encodes 297 amino acids.